UUGGGAGUGGAGCCUAAAAUGGGGGAGCAACUAGUAGGCCCAUACCUACUUUAUCGUUGCUCGAAAUCCCAAAAAACAGUCCAAUCAACAAGUAAAAAUGGUAGUACUAAUUUUGGGAAAACAAUCCACUCAACAACAACGGUAAUAUUUUUCAAAUUAAAACCAAUUUGAACGGUGAUUUCGUGGGCAAAAAAAAACCUUGAAGCAUAGCAUCAUCAAGAAAUCAAAAGAUGGAAGCCAAGCAACAGUACGAUGUAUCAGACAGUGAAAGUGAUUAUGAUUCCGAUGAUUCACAAGAUGACCCAACUUUUGACAUUCUUGAGGAAACAAGAUUCAGUCUUUCAAAAAUGUCCAUUAAAAAGAACGCUUCUAAGGAUAUGUCUGCCAGGCGUAAUGUUUCUAAGGCUUUGGAAGAGUGCGUUGAGGGAGAGAAAGAGCAGGAGAAGAUAGUGCCAGAGCUUGAUGAGAAAGAUCAGAAGAGUUAUGAAACUGUUCAGAAGAUAAUCAAAGCUGGUCAGAUUGAGAAAUUGAAAGUUGAGCAAUGCAAGGUUUACCUAAGGAAGCACGGGCUGAGAUUGACGGGUAGCAAAGAUACACUUAUUCAGCGCAUUAAAGAGCACACUGAUAUAGUUGAUGGUCGUGGAGAGGAGAAGUAUCCCCCGUCAAGUUUUGUAUUAAACUGCAAAGGGGACGCUUGCACUGGGGAUGUUGUAAUGUUUGAACAAAAUGUGUACGAAAUGUUCAACAUUGCAUCCAGGAGUGCUACUGGUCCUCCCUGCGGAACAAGAAUAGUUGCAGGGCGGAUUGUGAAAGAGAGCUAUGGUGCUAAAAAACAGCAACAUACCUUUACAGUUGAGGUAUUGUGGAGUAAAGGGGAGAAACCGCUGCCUCCACUGCAUCCUCUCCUCAUUAAGGGAAGAAACCUCUAUAGAUUAAAAACAUUGCGACAGAAAUGGGACAAUGAAGCAGAAAGGCAGAAGAUUUUAUCAGAAAAGCAUGCCAGAGGAUUUGUUGCUCGGUCUAACAGGGAAACACGCGUCCGAGAGAAAGAAAUGCGACAGAUGCGAAAGGAAAAUAGGGUAAGCACAGACCACAAGGAGAAGAAAACAGAAGCUGAGAGUAAAGGCAGGAUGCCACAUCAACACCAAAAGAACACAGAGCACAUUAAAGGGAAACUGCUGCAUUCUCUCUCGAUGAACUUGGUAAACAAGAAAGAUCAGCCUCAAAUAGAAGUGGUGGACAACGGCCAAAAAGAUGAACAAAAGGAACGUAGAAAGUAUACAACCGUCAUACAGGAAAAUGUCUUCUCUAGAGAAAAUAGGCCAGAAGAAAGGUUUAAUCAGAGGCAGCCUUUGACUAAUGUGAACCACUAUGAUCCAAGUUCUUACAGGGAGCAACGAGGCUUCGGAGAAAGCUACACUUCUAAUCCUUCAAAGAGUCCAUUAAGAAUGCAUAAUUCAAAUACGCAUAUGCCAAUGCGGAGGGGCUCUAGCAAUGGAGGUAACAUGAACAGCAAUAAUAAUAGUCCAUUAAGAAUGCAUAACUCUAAUGCGCAUAAUAUUCCACCGUGGAUGCGCUAUAAUGAGGGAGGUUACGGAAAUAGGGAUACUAGUAGAAGUCCAUUGCGAGGACAUGGUCAUACGUAUACCACCUAUGGUCAUUCACAAAAUAUGAACUAUAGAUCUCCACAAAGAACUGAGAACUGGCAAGCAAGGAAUGGUUGGUGUGAUGAGGGAGGUUACGGAAAUAGGGAUACUAGUAGAAGUCCAUUGCGAGGACAUGGUCAUACGUAUACCACCUAUGGUCAUUCACAAAAUAUGAACUAUAGAUCUCCACAAAGAACUGAGAACUGGCAAGCAAGGAAUGGUUGGUGUGAUGCAGGAGCUGCAAAGCGUCCAUUUCAAGAACAGCGAGAGGAACAAAAGAGGCCUUGCCGGUUUUAUGCUCAAGGAAGAUGCUACUAUGGGCAUAAUUGCAAGUACUUGCAUGAUUCCGUGAAUAUUUAAGCAUUCAAGUGAAAGAGCAAGCAGUGAGUAAGCUUUGGAAGAUCUUCACAGAUCCACUACUGUUGGUUCCUUUUUUUGGGUGACAAGUCUUUUGUCUCGGGGAUAGCGUCAUUGUUCACAAACAACUUGAAGAACAAACUGUUUUUGAGUUAUCUCAACUGUUUUCUAUUCCCUAACUGCAAUGUGCAAAGCAAACGUAUUGCAUAUAUUUUAAAAGUCUUGAACUGAUAUGGAUAUGAAUGUUGGUAAAUUGAUUUAUAAAUUA
This is a messenger RNA of Lycium barbarum (goji berry), 2271 nucleotides long. RefSeq names its product zinc finger CCCH domain-containing protein 62-like. Gene Ontology annotation, molecular function: metal ion binding. The coding region runs from base 231 to 2006 and encodes 591 amino acids. The record is from RefSeq and is a predicted model, not a curated record. Lineage: Eukaryota; Viridiplantae; Streptophyta; Magnoliopsida; Solanales; Solanaceae. The transcript has 9 exons.